Molecule: messenger RNA, 1356 nt
Organism: Eimeria necatrix
Lineage: Eukaryota; Apicomplexa; Conoidasida; Eucoccidiorida; Eimeriidae
Exons: 2
Coding region: 1-1356 (451 amino acids)
Source: RefSeq, a predicted model, not a curated record
AUGACAAGUACGCGCCUGGAGUCGCCUCAGCAACUAAUCGGGGAACUGUUGCAUUUAAAGGAUUUUCCUGCAUCCGUGCAUCCAACAGAUUCCCCCGCAACCAUGUCAUGGUGUGGAAAUAGGUUUAAACACCGGUCUCACCUAUCCCCUUCACUGAGUUGUAAGGGCCAACAACCUCACAGGGAUAUUCGGAAUCGUUUCAUAAUUGCUUCAAUUCUAGCCUUGAUAGCAACGGUGUACUUCUGUUGGCUAAAAUACAAGAGCCGGCUUAGCUCAGCAUCAUUUACCCGCAGGCUAGCAGAAAAGGAGUAUAUGCUACUGGGCAUUGACCUAGAGGCUUGCGACAAUGUUGACAACGCAGCAGGCGUAGCCGGACCAAGUACCGUCAACGUGUUGCGUGUCUAUUCAAAACCUCCAGCCAUGCACUCUGACGAAGGACCAGCACUUGGCAACAGGGCAGACAACGAAAGAAUUGAGAUGCAUUUGAACACAGCACAUGGGCAAACGGCGACAGCAAGAAUUGACGAAUGGCUGAUGGACCCGAUAGAAAAUUUAGAGGCACUAAUUAAUGCCGAGACGGAAGCUUCGACGCCUGGAUCUUCGCUUAACUGCUCAAACAUUCCUCUUGUGGAUCAAAACGUGUCUGCUUCAACCGGGAUGAAGGGAGUAUAUCCGCUUUUGCAGUUGUCCAACGAUUACUCACCAAGCGCCGGCCAUCUGGAUGAGAGCGUCUCUGGGACGAGCAGUAGCUCCACAGUGGCUCCCAAUGAUCUUGACAGCCUUCAAGCUUCCAUAGAUCAGCUCACUGCUGAAGAGAGCGCCCUUAUUGACCAACUUCUUGAUACGUUAGACGAAGAUUUGAUUUUACCGGAGCCUCCAGCAACUACAGGAGAUCCGUUCUUGCCAGCUAGCGCAUCUUCGUUGCAAACGCCUGAUCAGCAGCCGGCUAAACGGCAGAGGACUGCCGAUUUUGGAGCCAUCGAUGGAAGGUGGACUGGAGCCAUUGAUGGAAGGUGGGCUGGGCCCAUUGAUGGAAGGUGGGCUGGACCCAUUGAUGGAAGGUGGGCUGGAGCCAUCGAUGGAAGGUGGGCUGGAGCCAUCGAUGGAAAGUGGGCUGGAGCCAUUGAUGGAAGUUGGCCUGCAACCUUAAUGCCCUCCACGCGUUUGGGAACACAAUCUGUCCUUGCGCACACUUUGGGAGUCGCACAGUUUCCAGGACAGGGUGAAGUGAGUGCGAACAAACAAUCUGCACUUCCUUGUUUUGCUCCAGUAAAGUCUCAAGAGCCCUUCGAUUGUAUGCACGUCUCUUCGCUUGGAUGCAUGAGAUCUGCUCGCACAGUAUUGAUGUCGUUUUAA